AUGAGUUCUUCACACGUCUUAAAUGUGGCUUUUGUACAUCCAGACCUUGGAAUAGGUGGUGCAGAACGGCUGGUAGUUGACGCGGCUACUGGUUUACAAACGAAAGGUCAUAAGAUAUUUAUAUACACUUCUCACCAUGACCCAACACAUUGUUUCAAGGAAACUAGAGAUGGUACACUUGAUGUCCGAGUACGCGGAAAUUAUAUUAUACCACGUACUUUUUUUGGAUCAUUCUAUAUCAUAUGUGCAAUAUUUAGACAAAUUCAUUUAACUCUUUCAAUGAUAUUGUGGGAUAGAACAAAAUUUGAUGUUAUAUUUGUGGAUCAAUUAUCGGCAAGUGUACCAUUAUUAAAGUUAACUGGUGCAAAGAUUUUAUUUUAUUGCCAUUUUCCAGAUAAAUUAUUAACAAAAAGGGAAUCAAUACUGAAAAAUAUUUAUAGGUAUCCCGUUGAUUUUAUGGAGGAACUGACAACUGGUAUGGCGGAUUGCGUAGUUGUUAAUAGCAAUUUCACUGCAAAUAUCUUUCGAGAAUCGUUUCCUCGUAUAAAACAUGUACCACGGGUACUUUAUCCAGGAAUAUAUUUCGACUCUUAUGAUAAGAAAGUAGAUUUGGAAGAUAUGUCCAUUAAAAUAUUAGAGACGACGAAAAAAUUUAUAUUAUCGAUUAACCGAUUUGAGAAGAAAAAGAAUAUCGCGCUUGCUAUUUACGCUUUUGCCAAAUUACGCGACGAUAAUUUAGUAUCAUUCGAUCAAUUUAAUAAUUUACGAUUAGUCAUUGCUGGUGGAUAUGAUUAUCGCGUUCAAGAAAAUGUGGAUUAUCAUAAAGAGUUAGACCAAAAGGCAUUACAAUUAGGAUUGAUGACUUUUACAUUAAUGCCAGGUUCAACAGAAUUACCACCAGAAAACGCUCAAGUUCUUUUCUUAUGUUCUUUUAAUGAUACUCAACGAACUUAUUUACUUUCAAGAGCAUUAUGUCUUUUAUAUACUCCAUCAAAUGAACAUUUUGGAAUUGUGCCCGUAGAAGCUAUGUAUGCUCGUUUACCAGUCAUAGCAGUUAACAACGGUGGCCCAAAGGAAACAGUAAAGGAUCGCGUUACCGGAUUCCUUUGUUCAUCUACUCCCAUGGAAUUUUCAGAGGCCAUUGCUUCGUUUAUUGUUAGUAAAUCUGAUCGCGAUGAUAUGGUACUCUAG
Messenger RNA from Funneliformis geosporum, 1191 nucleotides. The record is from the annotation of a GenBank genome assembly. NCBI's taxonomy places the organism in Eukaryota, Fungi, Glomeromycota, Glomeromycetes, Glomerales, Glomeraceae.